AUGGAUUUUAUCAUCCUUCUCAUCGCCAUCCUUGCUCUUUCUAGCACACCAAUUACCAUUAUAUCCGGAUCUGUGACAAACCAUACAUAUUCAACUACAAACUCUUACACCAACGUUGCUCUUUCUGCACGAAAAGUUGUAUUUCCUCCUCCCAGACAGCUAGGAAAAGAUAAUUCUGAUGACGAUGACUUGAUCUGCAAAACUUGCAAGAGAUUAUCAGAACACCGUACAUGUUGUUUCAACUACUUUUGUGUUGAUUUGUUCACCAACAGGUUCAACUGUGGCUCCUGUGGCCUCGUCUGUAUCGUUGGAACAAGAUGCUGCGGUGGGAUCUGUGUGGACAUCAAGAAAGACAACGGAAAUUGUGGCAAGUGUAACAAUGUAUGCUCUCCUGGUCAGAACUGCUCAUUUGGCCUUUGUGUCAGUGCCUAA
This is a messenger RNA of Solanum lycopersicum (tomato), 432 nucleotides long. RefSeq names its product protein STIG1 (gene Stig1). The record is from RefSeq and is marked provisional. Lineage: Eukaryota; Viridiplantae; Streptophyta; Magnoliopsida; Solanales; Solanaceae.